AUGGCCUAUAUAAAAGAGACGUAUUUCGUACGACUUCCUGAUCCCUUUGCGGUUGUAACUGUAGACGGUGAACAGACACAUACUACAACCGUGGCUAAGAAAACUUUGAAUCCGUAUUGGAAUGAGAGUUUUGACAUACAAGUAACAAAUCAAAGCGUAAUUGCAGUUCAAAUAUUUGACCAAAAAAAGUUUAAAAGGAAGGACCAAGGAUUUUUAGGCGUAAUCAACGUUCAAGUAGGAGAUGUAUUUGACCUUGACGUUAACACUGAUAGCGAUGAGAUGUUGACAAGAGAUUUGAAAAAAUCAAAUGCAAAUGAAGUAGUACACGGUAAACUCAUUAUCAGCUUAUCAACAAAUGUAAAUACAUCGCCUCCACAUCCUGCUGUAAGAGACAAUUUGAAUUCCAUGUCAAAUCAUACGCGUUCGGAUUCUAUUGCAUCAUCAUCCAACUCAAAUUCAAAUCAGAGAGCUAGUUUUGUCGAAACUUCACGGCCUAUGAGUUUGUCUAAUUCGACACCGUCAGCAGCCAACGGGAAUGCAGUACCAGGACCAAGCACAACUUCUGGAGGUAAUUCAGCAAGAGCAUUUAGUCACAUGGAAGACCACGCACCAUUACCUCCAGGAUGGGAACGUCGUGUAGAUCAUCUUGGACGUACAUAUUAUGUCGACCAUAAUACACGAACUACCACAUGGUCAAGACCAUCGAUGAAUGCAACCGCAACUCAGCGGCUGCAAGAACAUCAAAAUAUAACGGAAAUGGAACGCCGUAGACAUAAUAACCGCACACUCCCUGAAGAACGUCCAACAGGUUCCUCAUCUAUGCCCAGCAAUGCAUCAUCAACAUCUAUUUCAGGAUCUGGUGCUGAAGCAUCUACAAGUACUGCUAACAUGACGUUAGCUCCUGUGGGGCAUGUUGGAACAACAACAGCCGGCUUCGGACCAUUGCCUUCUGGUUGGGAACAAAGAACUACACCGGAAGGUAGACCAUAUUUUGUGGAUCAUAACACAAGAACAACUACUUGGGUAGAUCCUCGUAGACAACAAUAUAUUAGGAUGUAUGGUGGAAAUGCAAACAAUGUUACCAUUCAGCAGCAACCCGUAUCUCAACUAGGACCACUGCCAUCUGGCUGGGAAAUGCGUUUGACAAGUACAGCCAGAGUAUAUUUUGUAGAUCACAAUACAAAAACUACUACAUGGGACGAUCCUCGAUUACCUAGCAGCUUAGAGUCUCAACCUGCUCUUCGACCCGUACCUGGUCAAUGUCACAUUAAAGUCCGACGCGAAUUUAUUUUUGAAGAUGCUUAUUCAGAAAUCAUGCGACAACAACCACAAGAUCUUAAAAAACGAUUGAUGAUUAAAUUUGAAGGUGAAGACGGAUUGGAUUACGGUGGUUUAUCUAGAGAAUUUUUCUUUUUGCUUUCUCAUAAAAUGUUCGAUCCAUUCUAUUGCCUUUUUGAAUAUUCGGCUCAUGAUAACUAUACCCUCCAAAUUAAUCCUCACUCGGGUAUCGAUCCUCAACAUCUUAAUUAUUUUAAAUUUAUUGGACGAGUGGUCGGGCUUGCUAUUUUCCAUCGUCGAUUUUUAGAUGCAUUUUUCAUUACAUCAUUUUAUAAAAUGAUUCUAAAGAAAAAAGUUGGAUUACCUGAUAUGGAGAGUGUAGAUGCCGAUUUCUAUAGGAGUUUAACAUGGGCUUUAGAGAGUAAUAUUACUGAUGUCUUGGAUCUAACAUUUUCCACCGAGGACGAACGCUUUGGCGAAGUUGUGACGGUUGAUUUGAAACCAGAUGGUCGCAAUAUUCCAGUAACGGAAGAAAAUAAGAAAGAAUAUAUAGAGCUCAUUACUGAAUGGCGUAUUUCUAAACGUGUUGAGGAUCAAUUUAAAGCAUUUAUGGAAGGAUUUAAUCAACUUAUACCACAAGAGUUGAUUUCAGUGUUUGACGAGCGUGAAUUAGAGUUACUUAUUGGAGGUAUCGCUGAAAUUGAUGUUGACGAUUGGAAGAAACAUACCGAUUACCGAGGAUAUACAGAAUCAGAUGACAUUAUACAGUGGUUCUGGAAGUGCGUACGGUCAUGGGACGGCGAAAAGAAAUCGCGUCUAUUGCAAUUCACUACCGGAACAUCUCGCAUUCCCGUUAACGGGUUCAAAGACUUACAGGGAAGUGAUGGACCUCGUAGAUUCACAAUUGAAAAAGCGGUAGAUAUCACUCAGUUGCCGAAGAGUCAUACCUGCUUUAACCGUAUUGAUUUGCCACAAUAUAAGACCUAUGAAGUAUUGGUAUCUAAAUUAACAUUAGCCGUCGAAGAAACUGUGGGAUUUGGACAAGAAUAA
Cetraspora pellucida is the source of this 2328-nucleotide messenger RNA. Lineage: Eukaryota; Fungi; Glomeromycota; Glomeromycetes; Diversisporales; Gigasporaceae. The record is from the annotation of a GenBank genome assembly.